GAUCACAACUCUAGAAAACGGCCUCAAAGUUGCUUCUCAAAACAAGUUUGGCGAAUUCUGCACUGUUGGAAUUUUGAUAAAUUCUGGAUCUAGACAUGAAGCAAAAUAUCCAAGUGGAAUAUCACACUUUUUAGAAAAACUCGCUUUUUCUUCCACAGCUCAGUAUGGGAGCAAAGAUGAAAUCCUUCUCACACUGGAAAAACAUGGGGGCAUAUGUGACUGCCAAACAUCAAGAGACACGACCAUGUAUGCAGUAUCUGCUGAGGUCAAAGGUCUGGACACUGUAGUCAGUCUUUUGUCUGAUGCUGUCCUGCAGCCUCGCCUGCUGGACGAAGAGGUUGAGAUGACCCGGAUGGCCGUGCGCUUUGAGUUAGAGGAUUUAAACAUGAGGCCGGACCCCGAGCCUUUACUCACUGAGAUGAUCCAUGCUGCUGCGUAUCGGGGGAACACAGUCGGACUUCCUCGCUUCUGUCCUGCAGAGAACGUGGAAAAGAUAGACAAGAAAGUACUUCACAGCUAUCUGCAUAACUACUACUGCCCUGAGCGCAUGGUGCUGGCAGGCGUGGGCGUCGAGCAUGAGCAGCUGGUCGAAUGUGCUCGGAAGUAUCUGCUGGACGUGAGGCCGGUUUGGGGGACGAGUUCGGCCGCUGAUGUGGACCUCUCUGUAGCGCAGUACACCGGUGGCAUCGUUAAGAUGGAGAAAGACAUGUCUGACGUGAGCCUGGGCCCCACACCCAUCCCAGAACUCACCCACAUCAUGAUAGGCUUGGAGAGCUGCUCCUUCCUGGAGGAGGACUUCAUCCCCUUUGCUGUGCUGAACAUGAUGAUGGGUGGAGGGGGUUCCUUCUCUGCAGGAGGACCGGGGAAAGGCAUGUUCACUCGCUUGUACCUGAACGUCCUCAACAGACAUCACUGGAUGUACAACGCCACCUCCUACCAUCACAGCUACGAGGACAGUGGGCUGCUGUGCAUCCACGCGAGCGCAGACCCCAGACAGGUGCGAGAGAUGGUGGAAAUUAUAACCAGAGAGUUCAUUCAGAUGGGCGGGAGUGCAGGAGAGAUGGAGCUGGAGAGAGCCAAAACUCAGCUAAAGUCCAUGUUGAUGAUGAAUCUAGAGUCUCGUCCUGUUAUAUUUGAAGACGUUGGACGCCAAGUUCUGUCCACGGGAAAGAGAAAGCUCCCCCAUGAGCUCUGUGACCUCAUCAGCAGCGUGACGGCCAGCGACAUUAAGAGAGUGACCACCAAGAUGCUGAGAAGCAAACCUGCAGUGGCAGCUCUUGGGGACCUGACAGAGCUGCCCACGUACGAACACAUCCAGGCGGCGUUGUCAAGCAAGGACGGACGCCUGCCUCGCGUCUACCGCCUCUUCAGAUAGAUCCUCCCGGCAUGGCUCAGGACCUGCUGUAAAUAAACCCCCCCACUGGAAGAUUACACUAGCAUUUCCUCCCAAACUCAGAACUCUACACGGCUAGGUCUGGGAGAGGACUGAUACCUGGUCUCUGACAUGCGCCUCUGACAGAAAAGAGGAGUUUUGUUUUUUAAGAAGUUAUUUCUACAGCACAGCAACCUCAGCUGGAUGAUCUAUUUAUUGGGCAGAAAGCCAUAAAUCUCCACCUGUUUGGUUUUAAAUGGACGGUUUUCCC
This is a messenger RNA of Cyprinodon variegatus (sheepshead minnow), 1643 nucleotides long. It is a transcript of the gene pmpca, whose product is annotated as peptidase (mitochondrial processing) alpha. Gene Ontology annotation, cellular component: mitochondrion. The record is from RefSeq and is a predicted model, not a curated record. Gene Ontology annotation, molecular function: metal ion binding. Lineage: Eukaryota; Metazoa; Chordata; Actinopteri; Cyprinodontiformes; Cyprinodontidae. The transcript is spliced from 12 exons. The coding region runs from base 245 to 1375 and encodes 376 amino acids.